Molecule: messenger RNA, 2729 nt
Organism: Sphaeramia orbicularis (orbiculate cardinalfish)
Lineage: Eukaryota; Metazoa; Chordata; Actinopteri; Kurtiformes; Apogonidae
Gene: loxl2b
Product: lysyl oxidase-like 2b
Exons: 14
Coding region: 219-2522 (767 amino acids)
Biological process (GO): collagen fibril organization; peptidyl-lysine oxidation
Cellular component (GO): membrane
Molecular function (GO): copper ion binding; protein-lysine 6-oxidase activity
Source: RefSeq, a predicted model, not a curated record
UCCCGCACGUCCCGGUCCGUGGACGGUGAGGUCACUGUGAAAGUGGGCGGGGCCACAGCAGCACAGAUGAUGAUGAUGAUGGUGAUGGAGGAGGGAGUGAAAGUUGAGGAGAGAGAGAGAGAGAGAGAGAGAGAGAGAGAGAGAGAGGAGCAGAGGUUUCCAAACUGUAGCGGCUCUGAUCCGGAUCCUGCAGGAGGGACUAGAGGAAAAUUCUCAUCAUGAUGCUGGCCACCCAGUACCUGCCCCACUGCUCCCUCAUUCUUCUAGUGCUAUUAGAGUUGGUCGUCGGCCAGUAUGAACACUUUGGCUAUCCGCCAGGUUACCCUGAACCGGUGCAGGAGCAGUACACGCCACCGCAGCUGUCUCCAGACACACCGAGGAUCCAGCUACGACUGGCAGGAGAUAAACGGAAACACAACGAAGGCCGCGUAGAGGUCUUCUACAACGGCGAGUGGGGAACCGUCUGUGAUGAUGACUUCACUCUCCACGCUGCUCAGGUGGUCUGCAGGGAGCUGGGGUACGUAGAAGCCAUCUCGUGGUCACCGUCCUCAAAAUACGGGAAAGGACAAGGACCCAUCUGGUUUGACAAUCUCCACUGCACUGGGAAAGAGAAGACUCUGGCGUUGUGUCCGUCCAAUGGGAUCGGCGUUUCAGACUGCAAACACACUGAAGAUGUGGGAGUGGUGUGCAGCGACAGGAGGAUCCCAGGGUUUAAGUUUAUCAACACCAUGGCCAACCACAUUGAGAGUCUUGACAUCCAAGUUGAAGACGUCCGCAUACGAGCCAUCCUGUCAUCGUACCGUAAACGUAUCCCGGUAACAGAGGGCUACGUGGAGGUGAAGGACGGCGGUAAAUGGAAGCAGAUCUGUAACGCAGAGUGGACUCAGUUUAACAGCCGAGUUAUUUGUGGCAUGUUUGGCUUCCCGGGAGAGAGGAGAUACAACACCAGAGUCUACAAGAUGUUUGCUCGCAGGAGAAAGCCCACAUACUGGGACUACUCUGUCAACUGCACUGGUAAUGAAGCCCAUUUGUCCAGCUGUAAACUGGGCCAGGCUGCGUUAGGGAAGUCCAACGGGACCUGUGCUGGAGGGUUGCCUGUGGUGGUGAGCUGCGUUCCUGGCAGAGCCUUCGCCCCGACACCCAUGUCUGGAUUCAGGAAGGCCUUCAGACAAGAGCAACCGUUGGUUCGUCUUCGUGGCGGGGCCAUCGUAGGCGAGGGCCGAGUGGAGGUGCUGAAGAACGGAGAGUGGGGAACCAUCUGUGACGACAACUGGAACCUACAGUCUGCCACCGUAGUGUGUCGAGAGCUGGGCUUCGGAACAGCCAAGGAGGCUCUGUCUGGAGGCCGCCUGGGGCAAGGUAUGGGCCCGGUGCACAUGAACGAGGUGGAGUGCUCUGGAUUUGAGAAGUCCAUUACUGAGUGUUUCUUUAAUAAGGAGAAUGUAGGUUGCAGCCAUGAGGAGGAUGCAGCUGUCAGGUGUAACGUCCCUGCUAUGGGCUUCCAGGAGAGGCUCCGUCUCAGUGGAGGUCGGACCCCGUACGAGGGCCGCGUGGAGGUUCUGGUGGAGAGGAACGGCUCCCUGGUGUGGGGGACGGUGUGCAGUGACGGCUGGGGGACCAUGGAGGCCAUGGUGGUGUGCCGACAGCUGGGUCUGGGCUUCGCCAGCAACGCGUUCCAGGAAACGUGGUAUUGGCCUGGAGCGGUGGGCGCCGACGCCGUGGUGAUGAGCGGCGUUCGUUGCUCUGGUACUGAAAUGUCUCUGUCCCACUGCCUGCAUCACGGAGGACACCUCAACUGUCCGAAAGGAGGCGGACGCUACGCCGCCGGAGUGUCCUGCUCAGAAACUGCUCCUGACCUGGUGUUGAACCCUCAGGUGGUGGAGCAGACCACCUACAUGGAGGACAGGCCUAUGUUUAUGCUGCAGUGUGCUUACGAGGAGAACUGCCUGUCCUCCACCUCCGGCCAGGUGCCUGCCAACUCCUACCGCCGCCUGCUGCGCUUCUCCUCCCAGAUCCACAACAACGGACAGUCGGACUUCAGACCCAAAGCCAGCCGGGAGUCCUGGGUGUGGCACGACUGUCACAGGCAUUAUCACAGCAUGGAAGUGUUCACACUCUAUGACUUGUUUAGUCUCAAUGGCACCAAAGUGGCAGAAGGACACAAAGCAAGUUUUUGCCUGGAAGAUUCAGAGUGUGAUGAAGGUAUUGAAAAGAGGUAUGAAUGUGCCAACUUUGGGGAUCAGGGUAUCACUGUGGGCUGCUGGGAUACCUACAGGCACGACAUCGACUGCCAGUGGGUGGACAUCACUGAUGUCAAACCUGGAGAUUAUAUUUUCCAGAUUGUAAUUAAUCCAAACUAUGAAGUACCAGAAUCAGACUACUCCAAUAACAUUGUGAAAUGCAGAUGCCGAUACGACGGCCAUCGAGUGUGGAUGUACAGCUGCCAUAAUGGUGGCUCAUUAAGCAUCGAAACCGAGCAGACGUUCCCAGGUCUCAUCAACAACCAGGUGACCCACAGGUAAAGACGAAGCAGAGGAGAGAAGUCGACCGGCUGCCCCCACCACCACCACCCCAACCACCACCUCCUGCAGAGAGACCAUCUGAAGCCCUGUUGAGCUGCAUUAUGUAAUAAAAGUUCAAAAUGUAAUAAGAAUGUCACGUCAUCUUGCAAUAAAGCCGCAUUAUGUAAUAAACUGACGCAUUUUGUAAAAAACUAAGUCAACGCAGUU